AUGACAAGCAAAAAGGCUUUGGUGAAGCGCCUAAUAGGCGUUGUGGCUGACUUAAAUUCUAAAAUAGAACGUAUAUUACAGAAAAAAGAUGAACCAGAUACAGCAUUUGGAGAGGACGAGGACAUGGUAAAUGAAGAGGAGGAAGAAACAUAUUAUUAUCGUACACAGUUGGAGUAUGAUGAUACAUCUACUUAUGGUUUGGAGGGGGAAGUUGGGCAUACAUAUGCCAUCCACACCAAAAUUGAAGAAAAUCACAAAACCAAGGAAAAAAUAGGAGUGGAGAGUCUUGAAAAAGCAAAUGAAGACAUUGUGAAUGAACAAAUAUAUUGCGAUAUGGAGUGGCUUGCUCAUGGAAAGACGGCCGACGAACGCAAGGUGGACGAUACACCCUCAAGAACUCAAUUUGUAACCUAG
This is a messenger RNA of Lactuca saligna, 414 nucleotides long. The record is from the annotation of a GenBank genome assembly. Lineage: Eukaryota; Viridiplantae; Streptophyta; Magnoliopsida; Asterales; Asteraceae.